Messenger RNA from Tigriopus californicus, 1189 nucleotides. RefSeq names its product cuticle protein 7-like. Bases 695 to 1123 code for a protein of 142 amino acids. The transcript is spliced from 2 exons. Lineage: Eukaryota; Metazoa; Arthropoda; Copepoda; Harpacticoida; Harpacticidae. Gene Ontology annotation, cellular component: extracellular matrix. The record is from RefSeq and is a predicted model, not a curated record.
GGUUUUAUUUUUUUGCCUACUAAGUUGUUACUUGAAAGGUGUUUGAAACCAUUUCACUACAAAAGGGGUUGUUGGCCUUUGAACACAUACCUAGCCGGAUUUUAAACUUUACAUUCGAUGUUUUGCCCUUUUUGAUUAAAUAUUAUUUAACUCCUUCACCCCUAAAAGUUUUUUUUACAAAUUCAUUCACAUGCUUUUAUACCUAGUCUGAAUUUCCAACCUUCUGCGUCAAACAUUGCGAUAUUUAAAGACUAAUUCAAUUGAAUGGUAAGUACUUUCAAAAUCUUAGUUUGAAAUUCACUCUAAAACAAAUUUACUUUCUGCGUUUGCAAUAUCUCCCAAUCUCUCGAAAGACGUAUGUGAAAUCUCGAAUAUAUUUUUAAGUACUUCAAGAAAUAAAAUGGUGACAAUCGAGGUCUAAUUUUAUCAUUAGUAGUCUCAUCGAUGAACAAAGGACCUACUACUCAGACACCAACCCAAAUUGUUGAUAUGAUGAUAUCAAGUAAGAAACGGGUCUUUCGUCGCUUCCUUCUUCCUUCUGAUCUGUCUGUGUCACCCAAUCCACCAACUAAUCAGUCAACCAACCAUACAGAGCAAACAAGAUUUGUGGGAGUGGACGGGUAUAAAAGUUCUGAAAAAUUUGAGUACACCAUCAGUUCAAUUUGAUCUAAAAUCCCAAAACCAACUAAAAAAAAUGAAGACCUUCAUCGCCCUCAUUCUCUUGGCCGUAGCCUCUGCCGCUCCCGCUGCUGACAAGCCCGAGCCCACCUACGAGCCCCGUUAUGAGCCCCGAUACGCCCCCGCCCCUUACAAGCCAGCCUACAAGCAACCCGCCUAUGAGGAACCUCCCAAGUAUGAGUACCAAUAUGCCGUAGCCGAUCAUUACUCCGGUGCCGAUUUCAACCAGAACGAGGCCCGUGACGGUUAUGCCACCAACGGCGAGUACCGCGUUGUCCUUCCCGAUGGCCGUACCCAAAUCGUGACCUACACCGUUCAAGACAAUGAAUCCGGAUACGUGGCUGAUGUCAAAUACGAGGGCGAGGCUUCAUACCCUGAGGAGAAGCCUUCGUACAAGCCCGCUUAUAAGCCCGCUUACGAACCCGCUCCUGCCUAUGAGGCCUAGAUGCAAGGAAAACUUCAAUAUUUAUCACGAUAUCUAUUCGCCAUAAAUAUACUUGCAAAUCGACUA